Molecule: messenger RNA, 1821 nt
Organism: Penicillium lagena
Lineage: Eukaryota; Fungi; Ascomycota; Eurotiomycetes; Eurotiales; Aspergillaceae
Exons: 1
Coding region: 1-1821 (606 amino acids)
Molecular function (GO): mRNA binding
Source: RefSeq, a predicted model, not a curated record
AUGAGCGGCAGCUCCAACCAGUCCACUCGCACGAGUCCAGGCUCUUUUGGAACCACGCAGCGCACUGAAUCCGUCUCAUCGGGCUCGCCGCCACCGCACCAGUCACUCACUGAGGCGCCUUUGACGGCUCAGCAUGCGAUGUCGACCGACGUGUACAGCCCGAAUGCGUCACAAGCGCCCACAUCGCUAAGCAACUCCUUUUCCUACCCUUUCUCCCCUCUCGGUCCGUCAGCGUCGUUGGACACCAGUAUGCGCCUAAACGACUCCGACCGCAGCCUCAACGGCCUGGUUCGCGCCAAUAGCGGCGGCGCGAUCCUGAUGCGCAAGCUGCCGCGCAACACGAGCCGCGAAGCACUGCGCAGCAUGCUUCUGUUCGCAAAGGAUUUCGUCGAUGCAGACUUUGUGUCGCUGGACCUGCCGGAGGAUAAUGGAUUUUUGAGCGCGAUCGCGCGCUUCAGCACUUUGCCCGCCGCCGAAGAAGCAAGGGCUCUUCUUGAUGGGAAGCCAAACUCGAAGAACGACGCCACCAUGAUCGUGGAAAUGUAUCCAGGUCCCGUCGGGUCGAACACGCGUCGUAACACAAUUGAUCAUACCGCCAAUCGCGGGCUUCUGGGUGGCGUUCCGUCUAACGGCCCCGUCUCGCGUCAAUCGUCCAGAUUCAACGGUACCUUCCAGAGCCUCGAGCGCCUCUCAGCCGCCAAUCCGUCUGCCCAGGCGAUCGGCGAAGGCUUGCCCCCCGCCUCAGAGUCCGGAUCGCGCCUCCACAGUCUUUUCUCUCCGCAGUCUCCGAUCGGAAACGGCGUUGGCGAUCUGCCCCGCGUUACCGGAAAGUCCAUGAUCGAUGAAGAUCCGGACGAGGAAACGGGAGAGCUGCUCAAGGAUCCAGUUGGCUACGCAGAGAAUGGUCACUCUGCGUCGGCUUCCGCCCCGCGCCGCUCUACAAACCCCCAGAUUCCGGCUGGUCGUUUUGCCAACAUGUCUCUGUCAACCAAUAUGUCCUCACCGCCUCUCCCCGGCUAUGCCCCGGGUGGUCACUCCUCGCGCAUGGGAAGUGGUGCUUCGGGCUACCCGCCGUCGACCAACCAAGCCCCUGUCGGUGGUGGUCAUGGCUAUCCAUACGGUGCCCAGCACACUCCGCGCCACAGCCUUCCCGCUGCAAACCCGAACGAUCUGAAUCCGCCAUGCAACACACUCUAUGUGGGGAACCUGCCGCCCGAUACGUCGGAGGAGGAGCUCAAGGCGCUCUUCUCGAAGCAGCGUGGCUACAAGCGACUCUGCUUCCGCAACAAGCAGAAUGGCCCCAUGUGUUUUGUGGAAUUCGAUGAGGUGGCCAUGGCAAGCAAAGCGCUCAACGAACUGUACGGCUACAAGUUGUCCAAUAGCGUCAAGACCGGCAUUCGUCUAAGUUUCUCGAAGAAUCCGCUGGGUGUGCGCUCGGGUCAGCCCGGCAGCAUGAGCACUGCCAAUCCCCUGUCUGCACCGGGCGCGGUUCCUGGCGGUAGCAGCCUGGGAGGCAUGCACAACCACAUGUUCUCCGCUGUGAACGGCCCGCCCCCUGGCCUCGCUGCUCCUCCCGGUCUCAACGUGCCGAUGCAAGUGCGCAACGGCGGAGGAGCCAUGCACCCACCUGGCAACCCCCACGCAGGCAUGGUGGGCAACGGCUCGUUCAACCCUAACUCCGGCUUAGGAAUCCGGACCAACGGGGUGAAUUCGAUGAUGAUGUCACCUCCUCCUCCUCCUGGAAGCGGAGCGGGCAACAACGCGGCGCCGAAUAUGAACGGCUACAAUUCCUUCUACCCCGACUACAUGAUGGGUCGCUAA